Messenger RNA from Melampsora larici-populina 98AG31, 1077 nucleotides. RefSeq lists its product as uncharacterized. The coding region runs from base 1 to 1077 and encodes 358 amino acids. Gene Ontology annotation, biological process: nucleotide-sugar biosynthetic process. Lineage: Eukaryota; Fungi; Basidiomycota; Pucciniomycetes; Pucciniales; Melampsoraceae. Gene Ontology annotation, molecular function: GDP-L-fucose synthase activity. The transcript has 9 exons. The record is from RefSeq and is a predicted model, not a curated record.
AUGAAUCAAUCUGAAAGCUCAUCCAACGAUAAACCUCAAAAAGUCGUCGUACUAGUCACAGGCGGUACUGGAUUAGUAGGAUCAGCUUUAAAAGAUGUGAUUGAAAAAGAACCAGUAGGGUCAAGAUUUGGAAAACGAAGUCAAGACGAAGAAUGGAUAUUUUUAUCUGGAUCAAAAGAUGGAGAUUUAAGAGAAUUAAAUCAAACUUUAUCAAUUUUUGAAAAAUAUAAACCUACUCAUGUUUUACAUUUAGCUGCUCUAGUUGGUGGUUUAUUUGCAAAUUUAAAACAUAAUGCUACUUUUUUACGUGAUAAUGCUAAGAUUAAUGAAAACGUUUUAUGGGCUUCUAAAGAAUUUAAAUGUCAAAAAGUUGUUUCCUGCCUUUCAACUUGUGUCUUUCCAGAUAAAGUCACUUAUCCGAUCGAUGAAACCAUGGUACACAACGGUCCACCUCACUCUAGUAAUUUUGGUUAUGCUCAUGCUAAACGAAUGGUAGAUGUACAAAACCAUGCUUAUCACUCUGAAUUUGGCUGUAAUUUUACGAGUGCGAUCCCUACUAACAUCUUUGGUCCACAUGAUAAUUAUGAUCUAGAAGAUUCACACGUGAUUCCAGGUUUAGUUCAUAAAUGUCUUCUAGCCAAAAAAAACAACACUCCAUUCACAAUCUCAGGAACAGGUAGUCCAUUACGACAAUUUAUUUAUUCUAGAGAUUUAGCUAAAUUGUUUGUAUGGCAGUUAUGGGAAUAUAAUGAAAUUGAUCCACUUAUCCUUUCAGCGUUCUACUCUUUUAUCUCCGAUCCUUGGGUUUUAGUUGGAGAAGAGGACGAAGUUUCAAUUAAACAAGUAGCGGACGCGAUUGUGAAAGCUAUUGAUUUCAAAGGAGAUUAUUCUUUUGAUUCAACUAAAGCCGAUGGUCAAUAUAAGAAAACAGCAAGUAACUCAAAACUAAUGAAACUUUUACCUGAUUUCAAGUUCACUCCAUUUGAGGAAGCUCUUCGUGAAAGUGUGGAUUGGUUUGUGAAGAAUUAUGAUACAGCUAGAACAGGUUCAACUAAUAAACUUAAACAAAUCUCUUAA